AGUUGGGAGAGCGAUUUUGGCACUUACACAAAGAGGACGGUCAACUAUCCAACUAAAACGCCAUCCCUGCUUUUUUACAUGCCUGUCCUGUAAUACCUUCUCCUGACAAACAAUAAGACGCGUUCGAGACUGCGGGAUGUACACGGCCGGGCUCAACCCGUUUUACGCAUCGAACUUUAGCCUGUGGUCUGCGUACUGCGCAGGGGGCUUCGCUGUGGACACGAUGAAGAAACCCUCGUUUUGCAUCGCAGACAUUUUGCAGGCUGGAGAUGCGGAGAACAUCCCGGGAUCGUCGGCGCUCGUGGUGCAUAUGGGACACCACCACCGCGCGCAGCAGGGCCACUCCGGCAGCUCUCCGCUGCGCCCUUCCCCUGUCGCGCCGGAGCCGUCGGUUUACGGUCCGAGGAUGAGUCCGGCGUCUCCGUACCACAGACACGGACUACAGCUAACCUCAGUCUCCAGAACUGCAUUUAACUCCCAACAAGCUCCCCCGCCUUCAAGCAAAGACCUCAAAUUUGGAAUUGACCGGAUAUUGUCGACAGACUUUGACCCAAAAGGCAAAGAAAAGUCGUCGUUAAGAGAUCUCACGUCCAUCGUUAGCUCGAACCGUCAGUCAGGGAUCCACAUCCCCGUUCAGCCUCCGGCCAGCCAGUACUUCUCCUCCAUAGACCCCGGGAUGAGCGACGCGUCCUCCAUGAUGAGUUCACUAGGCAGCAGCAGCAGCAGACAAUCAGGCCAGCAUCAGUUUCAGGACACCUUCCCAGGUCCAUAUGCUGUCCUCACAAAAGACACAAUGCCACAGACGUACAAGCGGAAAAGGUCGUGGUCGAGGGCAGUGUUCUCAAACCUGCAGAGGAAAGGACUCGAGAAGAGAUUUGAAAUACAGAAGUAUGUCACCAAGCCAGACAGAAAGCAGCUGGCUGCCAUGCUCGGGCUGACAGACGCUCAGGUGAAAGUGUGGUUUCAGAACAGGCGCAUGAAGUGGAGACACUCCAAAGAGGCCCAGGCUCAGAAGGACAAGGAGAAGGACGAGAAGCCGGAAAAGAGCGUGUCUGAGUCCGGCAGCAGGGAGCCCAAAGAGCCGACGGAGUCUGAGUGUGAGAGCGAGGGCAGGAGCGAGUGUGAAUCCGACGAGGCCCCGGAGGAGGAAAACUCUGACGGACACUUGGACAUUUCUGAGCAGCAUAAACCCAGCGUGAUCAUGAGCGGCAGCGCGCCGGCGAGCAGCGCGCCGGCAGCGGCCACAGUCACAGACACAGCGGCCUCUCAGGUGCUAAUAUGAAGGCAGCGUGUUGGUUUAGGUUAUGAACUAUGAGAACGAAUCUUUUAAUUAUUUUUUGACAGAAGAACGACAGUGAUAUUAAAAACCCAUCUGGAGUGGCUGAGUCAGUUCACUAAACUAUAAGGUAUUCAGAGGAUUGUUGCGACCAGAACCAGGCCUGUACCGGUGUAAUCCCUGGGAGCAAGUGGAGCAACAAGGAAGUAGCCUAUUAUUGUUCGAUAUGACACAUUAUUUUAUCCCAGACACACGGAACAUUAUAGUCCAAACUAAUUUGUGAAUUUCAUUAGUAUUUGUCUCCUUUGUUUCCUUCUCUCUGUCAGGCUAUAAUGAUAAAACCCACAGGCUUCCGGCCACCUCCAGUGUCUCUUUAUUGUCGUUUUCCUCUCAGGAGCUUCUGUGUGCAUCAUGUUUUUCUCAUCUGGAGGAAAUAUGCGGUUGUGAAUUUUAUUUUUAGGUUAUGAACCACUCGUUUCACGUUAUAAAUGGAAUCUCAGAACAUCACGCAGUGUUCAUGUAUUUUUUUUGUCUGAAUAUAUAGUUGUGCUAUUUUGUUAAUAAU
This is a messenger RNA of Seriola dumerili (greater amberjack), 1841 nucleotides long. It is a transcript of the gene hlx1, whose product is annotated as H2.0 like homeobox. The coding region runs from base 137 to 1282 and encodes 381 amino acids. NCBI's taxonomy places the organism in Eukaryota, Metazoa, Chordata, Actinopteri, Carangiformes, Carangidae. The record is from RefSeq and is a predicted model, not a curated record. Gene Ontology annotation, molecular function: DNA-binding transcription factor activity, RNA polymerase II-specific; sequence-specific DNA binding. The transcript is spliced from 4 exons. Gene Ontology annotation, biological process: regulation of DNA-templated transcription.